Paralichthys olivaceus (Japanese flounder) is the source of this 2104-nucleotide messenger RNA. The record is from RefSeq and is a predicted model, not a curated record. Lineage: Eukaryota; Metazoa; Chordata; Actinopteri; Pleuronectiformes; Paralichthyidae.
AUGUUUCUCUCUGCAGUGGUUCACUCAGCUCAGGGUCACUACGCCCACAAGCUUCUGAAUGAUCUGAUGGAGAAUUACUCCAGCGCCCUGCGGCCUGUGGAGGACACGGACAGAGCCCUCAACGUCACCUUACAGAUCACCCUGUCUCAGAUCAAAGACAUGAAUGACACAAAGCAUAAAACAUUAAGUCAAUUUUGGAUCUUACCUAAAAAGGCACACACGACAAGACACGACCAGCUCUUUUGAUUGUUUGUCUCGAACUGAAGUCUCUCCUCCUCCAGAGCUGACGAUGACUUCUCAGGGCCGAUGGAUACCAACGUGAGACUGCGCUACAAUGGAGAGAUAACCUGGGAUGCUCCCGCCAUCACCAAGAGCUCCUGUGUGGUGGACGUCUCCUACUUCCCCUUCGAUAGCCAGGAAUGUAACCUGACUUUCGGCUCCUGGACGUACAACGGUAACCAGGUAGACAUCAUUAUGGGCAUGGACAGUGGUGACCUGUCGGACUUUGUGGAAAACGUGGAAUGGGAAUGCCACGGGAUGCCGGCCACCAAGAGUGUCAUCAUGUACGGCUGCUGCUCCGACCCAUAUCCGGACAUCACCUACACCGUGCUGCUGCAGCGCCGCUCCUCCUUCUACAUCUUCAAUCUCCUCCUCCCCUGCUUCCUCAUCUCCUUCUUGGCUCCUCUGGGGUUCUACCUGCCCGCAGACUCUGGGGAGAAGGUUUCCCUCGGAGUGACGGUUCUCUUGGCUCUCACUGUGUUUCAGCUGAUGGUGGCCGAGAGCAUGCCUCCAUCAGAGAGUGUGCCGCUCAUAGGGAAGUACUAUAUUGCCACAAUGACCAUGGUCACAGCCUCCACAGCUCUCACCAUCUUCAUCAUGAACAUACACUUCUGUGGUGCAGAGGCCAAACCAGUCCCCCACUGGGCAAAAGUCCUCAUCAUUGACUACAUGUCCAAGAUUUUCUGUGUUUACGAGGUGGGUGAGAACUGUGCCUCCGCCUCCACCUCCACCUCCUCUUCGUCUUUUCACUCGCCGCAGGAUGACAUCCGUCACCAGCACCUCAGCUCCAACAGUCAUGCAAACGGAAAACCGGGGAGCCACAGUCACAGAGAGGACCGACAGAAUCAGAAAUACCCUAGGCCCCAGACCCCGAAACCACAGCACCACCCCAGAGUGAAAGCUCAGCACCACAUCACUAGAGACGAGAGGAGCGAGAGGAGCAAACUCUCUGCCUUUGUACCUGGAAAGUAUGAUGGCUCCAAUGGUAGAAUCCCCACAGGAGACUGCUGUAAAGACGACCAGACUGUGCCCUGCUGCCCCGAAGACAAAAAACCUCUGCCUCAAGGCCCCACUGUAACUUUUGGCCCCUGCGUGUUCUGCAGCCAUGGCAGCGGCAUCCCUGGUGUGGACACCAAGCUGGUGCGGAACGUUGAAUAUAUCGCCAACUGUUUCCGAGAGCAGAGGGCCACAUGCGCCAAGGGGGCAGAAUGGAAGAAGAUCGCUAAGGUGAUGGACAGAUUCUUCAUGUGGAUCUUCUUCAUUAUGGUUUUCCUCAUGAGCAUCCUUAUCAUCGGCAAGGCACCAUGACCAAGCAAUGUUAUUUUUCAUAAAAAGAUUUAUGUAGAAAAACAAAUCUUUAUUAAUAAAAACAAUUAUAUAUAUUAUGGUGAUAUGGAAAUAAAUUGAAUUGACUUUUUUCCCAGUGCACAUCCUGCAUUCCUUAAUAAUAACAAAAAAUUAAAACCCAUCAUUUUAAAAACAGUUAUUUUGAGUCCAACAUUAUAUUUUUGCUCUUCAUCAAAAAACAAAGCAAAAUGUGCCAGACUAUAUCGAAUAUGCAGGGAAUGCCAAGAACCUACAAUGAAUAUAUUCAUAUAUCUCUGUUUUCAGUUUUCUGAAUUGUUGUUGUAGCAUCUAUUUUGCCUACUUCGCUACCUGAACAAUACAAACCAUCUCCAUUGACAGAAUGUAACCUUAUCCCCAUCAAUCAUUGCCAUCAUUUGAAGGCACUUUUUCAUAUAUGUCCCACUGAAUGAAGGGGAUCUGCUGUCAACUUAAAAUAUGACCAGUGGAGAAAACACUCCUUCACCACCGUGAAAUCAGA